Messenger RNA from Rattus rattus (black rat), 3288 nucleotides. RefSeq names its product zinc finger protein 605 (gene Znf605). Lineage: Eukaryota; Metazoa; Chordata; Mammalia; Rodentia; Muridae. The transcript is spliced from 5 exons. The coding region runs from base 339 to 2525 and encodes 728 amino acids. The record is from RefSeq and is a predicted model, not a curated record. Gene Ontology annotation, biological process: regulation of cytokine production; negative regulation of transcription by RNA polymerase II; regulation of immune system process.
CGCGUGCGCGCGCCUCAGGGAGCAGGUUGAGGCUUCCAUUGCUGCUGCAUUCCGUGGCGAGAAUGAUUCUAUUCCUCCAUUCUUUGGUGACGCCUGCGGAUUAGAUGAUGGAGCAUCUGAACAUCAUAGCGUUCUGGCCCGAGAGAGCAAAUGCCCGGUAUAUAAAGGACUAGCGGGAUUCCCCAGACAAGUCUUUAGAGGGCCACAUCGCUCAGGAGUAAAACAGUUUCUGUGAGAGACAAACAAAAGGUCGAUGUGUUCUUAGGUUCCAAAGAUUUCUCCCUGGAAUCAGGACAGAAAGACGUCAUGACAUAUUGAGUUUCUUAAUAUAGCAGAAGAUGAUGGAAUCAUCCAAGAUAUCAUUUGAGGAUGUGGCUGUAGACUUCUCCUGGGACGAGUGGCAGCUGCUUAGCCCUACUCAAAAGAGUUUAUACAGAGAUGUGAUGUUGGAGAACUGCAGCAGCCUUGUCUUCUUGGGUAAUCAAACCAUCAAACCUGAUGUAGCUUUCAAGCUAGACCAAGAAGAGUCACGGAUAAUGGAUGAAGAAAUCCUAACUCAAAACUUUUUAGAAAUCUGGCUAAACAGUAAUUCUGAGCCAUGGCCUCAAGAUAAACAAGACAAGCUUAAAAGGAUGGAAAGAGGCAAUGGAGAUAAUGUUUUGGAGAAACUGUUUCAGCCAAGCAUGAACUCUGUUUAUUUAGAAAUGAGAUUCCAUAUAUGUGGUACAAGUGAAAAGAAUGUAAAAAAUCCUUCAAAUUUUUUUAUUCCAAAAAGUAACUGUGGAAGAAUAAAAAGUAAAGUCAGUAAGAAAUUAUUAUUUUAUCUAAAAUUUGACAGAUCCUACAGUAAAAGAAAAUUCCAUGAUUGUAAUAAGUAUAGAAAAGCAAACAGUAAUGAGUCACAGCUUGUUACAAACCAAAUGACACAUUCUGGGAUCUAUUUAUGUAUGGAAUGUGGUAGGAUUUUUAACAAGAAAUCACAGCUUACUGUACACCAGAGAAAUCAUACAGGAGAGAAGCCCUAUCAGUGCAAUGGAUGUGGGAAAACUUUUGCACAAAAGUCCCUGCUUGCUCUUCACCAAAAGAGUCACUCAGUAGAACCAGAUGGUUGUGAUGAACGUCAGAAGGCUUUCAGUGGGAAGUCCCUGGUCAUUCAGCAACAGAGAACUCAUGCUGGACAGAAGCUCUGCACACAUGGGAAAGCCUACAGCAGGAAGUCACAGCAAAACAGGCAGGAGAUAAUUCACACAAUGGGUAAACCUUAUCGUUGCAGUGACUGUGGGAAAGCUUUCUCUCAGAAAUUGAAACUCAUCAUUCACCGAAGAACACAUACAGGAGAAAAACCCUAUAAAUGUAGUGAGUGUAGAAAAGCUUUCUUUUGGAAUUCACAACUUAUUACUCAUCGGAGGUCACAUAGAGGGAAGAAACCUUAUGUAUGCAGUAAGUGUAAAAAAGCCUUCAGGAGGAACUCACUUCUCAUUAGGCAUCAAAGGAUUCAUGCAGGAGAGAAACCACAGAGAAGCAGGGAAUGUGGUGAGGCCUUCAUCAGAAAGGCACAACUUACUAAACAUCGCAUGACCCAUACAGGAGAGAAGAGCUAUCAGUGUUAUCACUGUGAAGAAGCCUUUUUCAAGAAGUCACAGCUAAUGCGACAUCAAAAAACUCACUUAGGGGAGAGACCACAUAGAUGUACUGAGGGUGGAAAAACAUUCCCUGAAAAGUCACAGCUCCUGACACAUCAAAAAAGUCACUUAGGGGAGAGACCACAUAGGUGUACUGAGUGUGGAAAAACAUUCCCUGAAAAGUUACAGCUCCUGACACAUCAAAAAAGUCACUUAGGGGAGAGACCACACAGGUGUGCUGAGUGUGGGAAAUCAUUCCCUGGAAGGUCGCAGCUCCUGACACAUCAGAGAACUCACACGGGGGAAAAACCUUACAAAUGCAGUGAGUGUGGAAGGGGCUUCUCUCAGAGGUCAAGCGUUGUAUCACACCAGAGAACACAUACGGGUGAGAAACCCUACAAAUGCGGUGACUGUGGGAAAGCCUUCACUGAGAAGUCAAGCCUCCUUCAUCACAAGAGAACCCACACUGGGGAGAAGCCCUUUGAAUGCAGUGACUGUGGGAAAGCCUUUGCAUGGAAGCCACAGCUCCUUCGGCAUCAGAGAAUUCACACGGGGGAGAAACCCUUUGAAUGCAGUGAGUGUGGGAAAGCAUUUGUUCAAAAGGUGCAACUCAUUAAGCAUCAGAGACAUCAUACAGGAGAGAAGACCUAUAAGUGCAAUGGUUGUGAAAAAGCCUUUUUUGAGAAGACACAGCUUAUGAUCCAUCAGAAAAUCCAUACGGGAGAGAGGCCCUAUACUUGUGGUAAAUGUGGGAAAUCUUUCACUAGAAAAUCACAUCUAAUGAGGCACGAGCCAAUUCACACAAGAGUUAAGUCCUAUAGGUGCAGUCAGUGUGGUGGUAUCUUCAACAAGAAGUCACACCUCAUCAGACACCAAAAAGAUCAUACUGUAGAGGCCAUAUAAAUGCAGGGAGCUUGGAUAGAUGCUGUCAGGUUCAGAUGUCCCCCUAAUACUUCUUGAGAAUAUGCAAAAGAGUCCAUCAAGACCAUGACUGCUGAAAAUCUUUAGGAGUUGGGGAUCAGAAUGUGGAAAAGAGACUGUAGAGACAGACCCUGUGAAAAAUCAUUUUUCCAGAAGACACAGCUUAGUGCGCCUGAGAUAAAUUAUGGUAACACUGGUUUCAGUGCCUCUUGUGAUAGUGCUAGAGCCUCUACAGAAGUUACAAGCAUUGAACAGGAGAAAAGCCAUUACAGCAGGCAAACCAGAAAUCUCAUCCGAAAGGGACAACCCAUUGACCACUAGAGAGUGCUAACAAAGAAGGCCCUGAAUAAGAGUUCAAACUGAUGAUUCAAAGACUGUGAUUAGUGUGAUCCUACUCAAGUGAUUUUGGUGAGGGAGUUGUGUUCAUUACAUAUAAAUUAUUUCCAAAAAGUUGCCUGUUUUAACCAGCGAAUGUGUUUAUGGAGACAUCUGCUUGCUACUGUGGAGGAGUAAUAGACCAGAUGGACUCUCCUGCCUUAAACAGCUAGAAACUGUACAAUACAUGUGAAAUAUUGUUUAAUGUUUUUAAUUGCCAUCUAGAAGUUGUAUGUAUUUUGGAGGUAAAGUAUGUCAUUUCAAUAUACAUACAUAAUGUGCAAAGAUCAGACCUGGAUAAUUGACAUAAUGUGUAUUAUAUCAAUUUAUAUAUUUAUCAUUUUUCUGUUAGGAAUAUUCAGAAAUCCUA